Messenger RNA from Haemonchus placei, 1758 nucleotides. Lineage: Eukaryota; Metazoa; Nematoda; Chromadorea; Rhabditida; Trichostrongylidae. The record is from the annotation of a GenBank genome assembly.
AUGAAAAUCCUGCGGUUCUGCUUGCUCCUAUUUGGAAUUGAAGGAGUAUUCUCCCAGUACAUCGCAAACGACGUGGUCAGUGACUACGGGCAGGUUAAGGAGCUACUCGCGCAAUACUACCGUAAACAUGCAAAAAAAGCCGGCAAUGACUAUGACCCCUCAGUCGUCCGAAAUCAAGCUACCUCUAAAAUGUUUUAUGAUGGUACAGAAGCUACAGUAAACAGAUUGAUUUGGACUGAAGUCUUUGAGAAUGACAUCAUCCUCACACUACCUCAAGCAGAAGCGCUUCUGACGGAGUCAGCCGGCUCUCGAAAUAAGAGACAAGCUAGUCCUUCGGCAUAUUCUUUCUGGCCAAAUCUCACUGUUUCAUAUGAAUUCGCAUACAACGAUGAGGUCGAAACAUGGGAAGCCAACCUCAUUCGAUCAGCACUACGACAUAUUGAGCACAACACAUGCAUCCGAUUCAAAGAAAAUGGUGGAGAUAGAGAUGGCUUGAGAUACUUCCGUGGUAACGGUUGCUGGUCUAACGUAGGACGAACAGGUGGACGUCAACUUGUUUCAAUUGGGUACGGGUGUGAUUCGCUAGGAAUCGUUGCCCACGAAACGUUGCAUGCAUUGGGUCUUUGGCAUGAACAAUCACGAAGUGAUCGAGAUCAAUUCAUCAACAUAAACUUCUGGAGAAUAAUCAGGGGUACUGAAGGAAAUUUCGAGAAACGAACCGCGCUGACUAGUGACAAUAUGGGGCAGCCAUAUGAUCUUGGUUCAGUGAUGCACUAUGGUGCCAAAGCAUUCACUUCUGAUUGGACUGCAAACACGGUGGAGACAAAAGACAAGCGAUUCCAAAACACGAUCGGCCAAAGAGAUGGGAUAUCCUUCAAAGAUGCAAAAAUGAUCAACUUGCGUUAUUGUACAGGAGUGUGCAGGACGACAUUGCCUUGUGCUAAUGAGGGCUAUACUGAUCCCAACGAUUGUCAGAAAUGCCGCUGUCCGAAGGGAUACGGAGGAGUGUACUGCCAAGAACUAGAACGAUCUUCAUGCGGUGAAGAGCUGAUUGCUACACAAGGAUACCAAACCCUCCGAAGUGGACCUGUAUAUGCGAAUACCAAUUGUAUUUGGAGGAUACGAUCUCCUGCAGGACAGAAGCUGGAGCUCGUCAUUGAUUCUGUCAACUUCCCAUGCCUAGACUCAUGUACCAGUUUUGUUGAAAUCAAAGCGACUCGAAGCAAAACUGCUACUGGAGCUCGUUUAUGUUGCAAGGCUUCAGGACCUUUCUAUUCUGAAGAUGAUGACAUUAUACUAAUAUUCAAAGGAGAUUCACAAAUUCAACCUGGUUAUAAUGGCUUCACUGCAAGAUAUCGUUACUGUACGUUCAACAGGAAUAUUAUUAGUAUUGUUAUUAAUCCGCAAAGCUACGGUGAGUGCUUCUCCUUUCAAUCACUUGCGUGCCCUGGGGGUCUCGAAAAAACAUUUUCUAUUCAGACUGCAAGCUGGGGCUUAUGGGGACAGUGGUCGGAAUGCAGUCAAUCGUGUGGAGGAUGCGGUUACCGCACUCGUGUUCGUGGCUGUUACGGAGGAAACCGAGUAUGUCCAGGAAGCGAUCAUCAAAGAGAACAUUGUAAUACACAGCCGUGUCCAGUCACUAAGGUCGUUGGAAGUUGCAAUGGACGGAUUCUGCUUCCAUGCUAUCUGGUGGAUAGGAUGACAUUCGGUGAACAAGCACUAAGUAAGUUGUCAGCCACUAUGAGAACAAGUUUGCAU